AUGGAGCUGGCAAUUGGAUUUCGAUUUUACCCUACAGAAGAAGAGUUGAUCUCCUUUUAUCUGCAUAACAAGCUACAAGGGAAGAGAGAUGAUCUGAUCCAGGCUAUUGAUCGUGUUAUACCUGUUCUUGAUAUAUAUGACUUCAAUCCAUGGGAUCUCCCACGAGAAUUGUGCAAGACAGACACUGAACAAUGGUUUUUCUUCGUUCCGAGACAAGAAAGAGAAGCAAAUGGAGGGAAAACAAAGCGGCUCACUCCUCAUGGAUACUGGAAAUCAACAGGUUCUGCUGAUUAUGUUUACUCUUCCAACAACAGUUGCAUUGGUGGCAUAAGAACAAUGUCUUUUUAUAAGGGAAGGGUUCCCAAUGGAAGAAAGACCCAGUGGAAAAUGAAUGAAUACAAAGCCAUUGAAGGAGAAGUAUUCUGUUCGUCAAAUGGUGCACAUCCAAGGUUAAGGAAGGAAUUCAGUCUUUGUCGUAUAUACAAGAAAUCAGCAAAACGCCUGCGGGCAUUUGGUAGAAGGCCAUCUGCGGAGAGAGACGAGUCAGGGGCUCGACAAGUUCACAGCGAAGAGGCAAACGCAAUAGCAAUCCAGGAAAGCCCUCCAACGGUGGAUAUAAGAAGUUCACCUAAGAGUUCAUCGUUCUCAAGAGACAAUGAUGGCUAUCUUUCUCAACCUGCUGGUGAUCACAGUAACUUGGCAAUGGCUAUAUCUAACGAGCCACUUUGGGAUUGGGAUCAUUUAUAUCAGUGCUAUUAUGAUGGAGAGGAUGUGCAUCUCCUGAAAUAG
This is a messenger RNA of Hevea brasiliensis (rubber tree), 789 nucleotides long. Its product is annotated as NAC domain-containing protein 90-like. Lineage: Eukaryota; Viridiplantae; Streptophyta; Magnoliopsida; Malpighiales; Euphorbiaceae. The coding region runs from base 1 to 789 and encodes 262 amino acids. The transcript has 3 exons. Gene Ontology annotation, biological process: regulation of DNA-templated transcription. Gene Ontology annotation, molecular function: DNA binding. The record is from RefSeq and is a predicted model, not a curated record.